This is a messenger RNA of Nematolebias whitei (Rio pearlfish), 691 nucleotides long. Its product is annotated as polypeptide N-acetylgalactosaminyltransferase 11-like. Gene Ontology annotation, cellular component: Golgi apparatus. Gene Ontology annotation, biological process: regulation of Notch signaling pathway. The annotation marks the transcript as partial. The transcript has 4 exons. NCBI's taxonomy places the organism in Eukaryota, Metazoa, Chordata, Actinopteri, Cyprinodontiformes, Rivulidae. Gene Ontology annotation, molecular function: Notch binding. The record is from RefSeq and is a predicted model, not a curated record.
GUGUCAGCAGAAGUCCUUCCCCCGGACUCUACCUUCUGCCAGCGUUGUGAUCUGUUUCUUCAACGAGGCGUUCUCCGCCCUGCUCAGAACAAUCCACAGCGUUCUGGACCGAAGCCCGGCCUACCUGCUGCACGAGAUCAUCCUGGUGGACGACCACAGCGAGCUCGAGGAGCUGAAGGACGACCUGGACAGGUACGUGAGGGCGGAGCUGCAGCCUAAGGUCCACCUGGUGCGGAACCAGAGGAGGGAAGGACUCAUCAGAGGACGUAUGAUAGGAGCCUCCCACGCCACAGGUGAAGUCCUGGUCUUCCUGGACAGCCACUGUGAGGUGAACCAGGCGUGGCUGCAGCCCCUGCUGGCUCCGAUCCAGAGGGACCAGCGCACCGUGGUCUGCCCCGUCAUCGACAUCAUCUCCGCCGACACCCUCACCUACUCUCCCUCCCCCAUCGUCAGGGGGGGCUUCAAUUGGGGGCUCCACUUCAAAUGGGACCCGGUCCCCCCGUCAGAACUCAGCGGGCCUGAGGGGACCUCUGGACCCAUCAGGUCUCCCACCAUGGCCGGCGGUCUGUUUGCGAUGAACAGGAAGUAUUUUAACGAACUCGGACAAUACGACGCUGGAAUGGACAUCUGGGGCGGAGAGAACCUGGAGAUCUCCUUCAGGGUGAGGCUGUGUUUUACAGACUGCCAGUGA